Neurospora tetraspora is the source of this 636-nucleotide messenger RNA. RefSeq lists its product as uncharacterized. The record is from RefSeq and is a predicted model, not a curated record. The transcript has 3 exons. NCBI's taxonomy places the organism in Eukaryota, Fungi, Ascomycota, Sordariomycetes, Sordariales, Sordariaceae. The coding region runs from base 1 to 636 and encodes 211 amino acids.
AUGUUCGGAACCACACCGCCAUCACUGUAUCAACACAUGCCGUCCGAAAGCGGCAACUCGUCCUUCAGCAUGAUUCAACAUGUUCGGCCGAAGACGCCUGGAGGUCAAAAACAUCCUCCUACUCCAGCUACAACUCCCGUGGCAGAACGGACUCUUUCCACCACUCCCACUGUCGUGGCAGACGAGACUCUUCCUCCCACGCCUGCUGAAACUCUCGUCAAUGAGACCCCGUCUACCACGCCGGAGGAGCCCGAGGAACCCAAGGAACCGUGCAUCUCUUUCGAAAAGGACUUCGACCCCACCGCCAACAUGCACGACCAAGCUCGUCGUCUCGUGCAAGACCGCCUCGCCCAAGGAUUUGCCCGAUCAAAACUCUUGAUCGAGCAACUCGUCCUCAGAGAGAAGGCGAGGGUCCGGCAGAUUCUCGAGCAUGACGAUCAUGAUGGACCGCUGUCUAGCGUCUGGAAAUAUGUACCUGAUGUGCAGUCGCAGGAGUUUUGCUUCUACACAACAAUCAUCUUCGUGCUGGAGCACAACCCCAUUUUGUCCACCACCCGCAGGGGAGUCCGUUCACGGCUCCCGACGACGGACCGCACCGGUGGCCAGCAGGAAACAUCACACUGCAUUCUGCAAUAG